Messenger RNA from Parasteatoda tepidariorum (common house spider), 516 nucleotides. Lineage: Eukaryota; Metazoa; Arthropoda; Arachnida; Araneae; Theridiidae. The record is from RefSeq and is a predicted model, not a curated record.
GCAGAAGCACUGUUUCGUAGAAAUAUUUCCUUAGUAUGUUUCACCUCAAAAUUUGAGCACAAACUUCAAGAGUUACUACGUCAUCAUGAUAAAGUUCCUGUAGUUAUGCUUCCAUCCAAUGAGAGCUCUUUAAAGCUAGUUGAGAAAAGUCAUAGAAUACAAUGGGUCAUUUUAGUUCCACGCCAAUAUUCGGAGAAUAUUUCUUUCAAUGAAUUCAGUCAGUUUUACAUCAACAAUCACAUAAUGUUUGUUUUUCCAGCUCCAAAAAACACUUAUAUUCUGAAGUCCUUGGAAGUUCCUAGUCUAACUCUCAUUACUACAAAUUCAUGGAACAAUGAGACUGGUUUUUCAAACAAUUCUUCGUUCCUUGAACGCGCAAUUCAACCUGCAAGACCACUACGAGUAGCAAUGGAAAAGCAUUUUCCUUUCUUCAGACUUCCAAGCGCUUUGCAGAAACCAACUGGAUCGGAUAUUGAACUGCUUGAUAGUCUGGCAGCUUCCUUGAAAUUUACGUAA